AUGUCAGACGAUAAAUUUGAUGCAUCUUUAGAACUUCUUAGAAGAUUAGAUCCUCGAUCAAUUGAGCAGAAUCUCACGAGUAUAUGUUCACUACUCAGCUCAAAUAACGAGGAUACGGAAAUUGUGGAAGAGCUAUUAUCAUCGAUUGACGUUCCCUUGAAGGUUUCCAAGUGUAAAGAGUCAGGUAAAGAGUACUUGUGUUGCGAUUAUAAUCGAGAUGGUGAUAGUUAUAGAUCGCCCUGGUCCAAUCAGUAUUACCCUCCACCUGAAGAUGAUGAUGACGAGGAGGUGUCACCACCCUAUCCUAGUGAACUUUUGAGACAAUUGGAGUUUAAGGCAAAUGACGCGUUUGAUAUCUAUAGAGACUUGUACUAUGAAGGAGCAGGAGUUUCCAGUGUUUACUUUUGGGACACAUCUGACGAUGACGAUGAAGGAGAAGGCAGUGAGUCAACUUUAGAAAAGGGGUUUGCAGGCGUCAUUUUGUUUAAAAAAGAAACCAACGAUAAAACAGGUAAAUGGGAUUCAAUCCAUGUUCUUGAAGUUUUGCCGGAAGGCAAAAACAAGGUGCUAUACAAAUUGACUACCUCGGUCAUUUUGGAUUUGCAAAAUAAAGAAACCAAUUCACUUAGUUUGAGUGGGAACUUGACCAGACAAUUGGAGCAAUCACAACUUUUAGAUUUAAAUAACGGAGUCAAUUUGGAAACAAACCAUUUAAUCAAUAUUGGUACUAUGGUUGAAAAGGCCGAGUACAAUAUCAGAAACGUGUUACAAGAAGUAUAUUUUGAUAAACUAAAAGAUAUAAUGUUGAAAGAUUUACGAACUGUUGAUGGUGAUGCAGAUAAAGCUGUCAACGCACAGCAAUCAGAUAUCAUAAAAGGAUUAGAAGCAUUAUAA
Lodderomyces oxycetoniae is the source of this 894-nucleotide messenger RNA. RefSeq names its product F-actin-capping protein subunit beta. Lineage: Eukaryota; Fungi; Ascomycota; Pichiomycetes; Serinales; Debaryomycetaceae. The transcript has a single exon. Gene Ontology annotation, molecular function: actin filament binding. The coding region runs from base 1 to 894 and encodes 297 amino acids. The record is from RefSeq and is a predicted model, not a curated record. Gene Ontology annotation, biological process: barbed-end actin filament capping; actin cytoskeleton organization; cell morphogenesis. Gene Ontology annotation, cellular component: actin cortical patch; cytoplasm; F-actin capping protein complex.